AUGACCCUUCGACAGUACGGAAAUCCGGACGACCCCGCCUCCACCACCCAACCAGAAGAAGCGCAACGCAUCAUGGCGUACAGCUUCAGUCUCCUUCACGUAUCCCUCGACAUUCCUAGCAUCCAACUCUGGAAGCUGCUCACCUUCCUGGACGUAGGCAUACUCAGUCUGCAACGUGCUCAAAACGUGGGCAGUGAGGGACUCGACAUGAAUAGCUUCCUCGUCGUCACCGACAGUGAGAAAAUUCCCCAACAACUCGUCAAUGAAAUGCACAUCCCUCGACCACCAAAUCGAGAAAUGUACCACCGCGACGACCCAACAAGACCGAGUCAUCAUCAUACCCACGGACCACUGGUCCAACCUAAGCGGCCACAACAUUACCGGCAAUCCCACCUUCACUGGCGUACUCAAGAACGCAAAUUUGUUCCCCCGCAGUCCACUGAAACCCAGACUAUCACUACAGCCAUCACCCAUGAAACCGGAACCCAGGCCGCCAUGUUGGUAGACUAUGGCACGACGACGGAACGACGCACAGUCGCAGAAACCGAACCCACCACAACCGGCGUCGAGCAGCUCCCGCGACCGACAUCGACAGCUUUCCCCGACCAAAUCGACAUGGACAUGGAUGCAGCUGAGGUCACUGUGCUGCGGGUGUCUCCGCGCCCAUGGUCCUCACACCGCGAUCAGGCAUCGCCUGAUCCAACCCAGCCGGCCCAUACCGCUGAUCUCAACUCCGCGAGUUCUCCUGGAGGCCAACAAGCGCCAUGUACGGCUCAAUCCGAGCACGACUGGGAAAUGACUGACCAGCUCCACUUCCCUCGCAUGAAACAACCGGUCCCCAUCUCACCACCAGCCACCACCCUGCCGGCUACCCAAACGGCACGUAAUGAAAGUGAGGAAGGGCACCGAGUCCACCGAAACCCAGCUACUCAGUCCAAUCUGGGGAUUGCGUACGAGGGCCGAGUUCGGCGCCAUGGUUUCGUCCUCCGUUUCCACGGUGACGCUCGGUUGUCCUACACAUGUGGGUACUUCAACAAGGGUAGGGGCGACUGGCGGGAGGUGCCGUUGACGCCGCAGACCCGCACACACCCAAUUGCGACAUGGAAGCAGAUUCAAACAUGUGGGGCGACUCCCAAUUUGACAACCAGUUAUCGACCGGAUGUAAAUAUGGAGGACCUGAUGGUCGCCUACCUACAAACCACCAUGCAUGAUCUCACCUCUCCCCCCAACAACGGCCAUGAUAUCGCCCAACCUAACGCCUGCUUAUCCAUCGACCUCACGACCGAGGACCCGCUCAGCGGCGCUUGGCUCGACACCGCAUCAGACGGGUGGCUUUCCGGACAUAGCGGCGGUGGCAGCCUGUUGGGGAAGGUGAACUACACCCCGGGCGCCCCACAUAUCGUCAAGGAGAUACUGUGGACAGAAGUACUCGCAAGCCUCACGGAUUCCUCCGUGAUGCUUGUGCAUCGCAAUGACAACCAUUUCGACCCCAUGUACUACUUCCCUCCAUCCCUCAUGUGUGAUCCAUCCGAACCUCAAGCGGAACCCCGCCCCCAAACUGAACUGGCCCCACCCUGGAGCUGGCCUAUCUCUCUACCACCUCACGAACGCCCGCCACCACCCAUAGUGGCCAAGCCCAAAGCCCGCACAAAAGACACUCCCGUUAGCCCUCCCCAAACGCAUCACCACAUGGAUGCGCGACAAGAAUACGAAGGGUUCCAGUAUGUGGUACCCACAUAG
Molecule: messenger RNA, 1740 nt
Organism: Aphanomyces astaci
Lineage: Eukaryota; Oomycota; Saprolegniomycetes; Saprolegniales; Verrucalvaceae
Exons: 7
Coding region: 1-1740 (579 amino acids)
Source: RefSeq, a predicted model, not a curated record